Molecule: messenger RNA, 699 nt
Organism: Aspergillus calidoustus
Lineage: Eukaryota; Fungi; Ascomycota; Eurotiomycetes; Eurotiales; Aspergillaceae
Source: the annotation of a GenBank genome assembly
AUGGACAUAACAAGGGCCUGUACCACAGCCCAUUCUCCCGUCAGAGGAUUAAGGGUUCCUGCCGGCCUGGCCGAGUCUACGAUCGAACAAACCGCAUCCCUGACAAAACUCCCGGUCGAGCUCAUCCUCACCAUCUUCGACGCGCUGACAUCCGACCCAAUAGCGCAGAUUACGCUUGCGAUGACCUGCAGAAAAAUGCUCGCCGUCUCAUCCACGGCAACAAUCCGCGCAUGCUGCCUGCCCCCAGGCUCCGUCCACCGUGGCCUCCUCCUCUGCUACAUCCAUCCGCGGACGACCGACGCCAGUUCCAGGACCAGCUCCACGCUCUGCACAGUUACCAGCAGCGAUACAAACACCCUAGCCGUCCCACCAGCAUGGUACAAGAUCGAAGUGAGCACAGCGAACCUCUCGCCUGAGUGGCACAUCUGCGGGCCCUGCGGCAAGCUGCGUCCCACGAGGGCCAAUUACUGGGAAGAGAGGAGAAGACAGCACGACUUCGUGUCCGGCUGUGGUUACGAGCCGAUCUGGCAUAGGGCCGCUGCGCAGUUUUGCAUGAAGAGGGGUGGGCCUCAUACCAAGUGUCCAGAGUGCGAGGUCGCUGCGUUUGGGGGUUUGCGGCGUGGAGUCCCGGGGAGGAGGGCUCCUGCCGGUGGGUUUCAGAACUUGACGUGGAGGGAUUGUCGGGCGAGGGGUUCCUAG